AUGGCGUGGCACACGUUCGGAGUUCUUGGCGCGUUUGUGAGCUGCUGCUUUGUCACCCCGAGCAGCGUCACCGGGCCCACAGCGUCCUUGGUUUUGUCCAGCUCUGCGCUUGGCAGCAUUGCACCGGCGGUGGUGUGCUUCAGCCCUGGACUUUCCCAGGAGCACCUCGAGGCGUUUGAUGGCCAGUGGGAACUGCAGCUCCGCUUCGCCACCUUGCGGCCCAGGACUGUGCAGCUUCAAGAGCCCCUGGAAGAGCAGCCUUGUGGUGCUUGGUUCCUGGACCUGGCGGUUGAGGGUGCGGAAGGCCUGCAUGGCUUUCCCCACAUCGCAGGGUGCAAAUGGAAUGAAAGCGUUCCACAGAUUUCCUUGCAAUUGUCCGGCGAGUUCCCAACAUGUCGCGGGGACGGCUGUAGCUUUCACCUGGCUUUGAACGUGGAGGUGACUGAAGCUUUUGAAGAUGCCAGCGAAGUUGCAGAGAUUGCGGCGGUUUGCCGAGGGACCGGGAACUGCUCCAUGCAUGAAGGUGUCGAAGUUCUCUCGUUACCGGUUUCCUCGAGAAGAGGCACUCGAAACGCUCUGAGCCCUGGCGGCCCGCCUGGCGGCCCGCCUGGCGGCCGAGGCUCUGUGAUCUUCGAGGAUCUUCCUCGCCACCAGCGGGCGCUGCUUCUGGAAGAGGACUCGGAGAGUCUCGUGAACCUCAGCCUAAGCUUACAAUUGCCUCCCGACGGUCUUGAUCUUCGGCCCAUUGUGAAUGUCUCCAGCAUUCUGAUACGGAUGCUCCUCUUUCCUUUGAGCUCCUGGGAGGUGACGACAUGUGAGGCGAGCAUCGGCAUUUGCGAGACCGAACACUUUGGACCUUAUCGCAGCUGGGUGUCGCUGGACAUGUCGGCAGCUUGGGAUGUGGGCACAGGCUCAGCCGGCCUGUGGGAUCCAGGCUCAGAUUGGCGAUCCUGGCAACUGGCACUGCCUGCUCCCCGCACGGCCUUCUUUCCUAGCCAAGUGGUAGCAGAGCUCAUGGUGAGCGGGGAAGAUGAGAAUGCAUCUCUUGUCGAGUUCAGUGGCAUCUUUCCCUUCGCAGCCUUUUGGCGUCGCCAGUCGCGCGGAGCACCAGCGAGUCCAGUUCUUCAGCUGCUGGUCUUUGGUCGCUCUGGCCAUGGGCGCAGCCCGUUUCCUUCCAAAAGAAAUGAGAUCCUGGUGCGCCUGGAGAUCCCCACCACACUGACUGCUGGGACUCGGGGUGGGGUCGGCCUCUCGCUACGUCUUCCAGAACACUAUGAGUGCCUCAGCGCCGAAACCAUGCUCCAGCUCCCAGUGUUCGACGUUCCAUCUCAAGAUGCCCACUUGCUCGAGUCCCUUGAAGUGUCCCGUGAUCUGGAAGAUUUCCUGGGGCCCAUGGCGCAAAGAACAGGGCGAGGGUGGAGGCAACGAGGCACCCGGCCCAGCGAGUGCUUCCUGGACCUCGAGGAGUUUGAGGCGUUCUACACUGGCCAACAAAUCUAUGUGAAGGUGGCGUUUCACACACCGGGAUCCGCGUGCCCAGCCGAGCCUUGGCACCUGGAGCUCCGCAGCCGAGGCGAGGACUGGGAGGCCUCCACACCCGAAGCGCUCAGCUUCCCUAGCUCGGGCUCCGAUCUCUUCUGGCAAAGCGGCAUGAGCGUGCUCGGCGACAUGCGAGAUGUCACCCUGCAGCCGUCCACGCUGUCCUUUUCUGCUGCGGCCUUUUGGCUGACCAUCACUUUGCAGCCGACCUUGGCCUUUGCAUCGGCUGUGGUCAUCGACGGGCCGAAGAGCGUCGAUUUUCAAGGCUGUACGGCUCGCGUGCUGAACGAGGCUCUGCGAGCUGAAGGCGUUCGCGCCUUGCCACUUGCAGAGGGCCCAAGCCCAAGCUGCGUGGCCGGCACGUGGCCUUGCCUUUUCCGGCAGAUGCAGCUGCCUCAUUGUGCCGAAGACCCUGCCCCAACCCUGCCCAGAAGUCGAGCUUUCGUCCAUCUGAGAGAGCACCUCGAGACCGGUCAGUUGUAUGGCUUCGAGGUCUCGGUGCGCGCUUUGAGCCUUGCAGCCGGUGAGUGGUAUGUGUGGACACAGACGAUGAGCAGCUCCGGACCUGAACUUGUGGAAGGGUCGCUGGCCGUCUUCAACCCAGACCACGGGGAGCCUCCAUGGCAACUCUCGCUCGAGGACUUGCAGGUCAACAUCUCCCUCUCGGACCGCAGGCCCUUCCUUCUCAGCGGAGUUACCGGGAAAGUCUCGCUUCACUUUCUGAGUCCCCGCACCGGCAGGAGCGGCUUGCGAAUCCUCGCUCCCAGCGGAUACAUCUGGGGCCCGCCCGUCACGGCUGGUUUCCUUCCCCGCGAUUGCUGGGCUGCUUUGGCGAUGCCAAGCGGCUGGCCGGGCUGCGAGGCGGUUGCCAAUGUGGUCACUUGGGGCGGCAUCGACCUCGUCGCCAACAGGACUUACAUCCUGCAAUUGGAGGUUCGAGUGCCGAUCCAGAUGCCUCGCUUGGGAAGCAAUGCUUUCUUCGUGCAGCUGGGUGCUUUCCCCAGCUCCUCAUUGGAGGCCCACUGGGCCGGCGCGGUCGUGAGCAAUGACGUGAUGGGCGAGCUGUUUCUGAUCUUGGCGAUCUCAGAGGCCUCGGUGGCUUGCUCUUGCACGGCUGCGGGCAUCCGCGCAAACUACGUGCGGUUCACCGUGCGCUUGCCAGCUCUGCAGUCAGGCAAUGUCCUGCAGAUUUCUGGCGACGUGGCUACGGCUGGCUUGACCUUCUCUGCAUCCUGUGCCAUCCGCCCUCCGCUUGCCACCGACAUGCCUCGCGGCGCCAUCGCAGUGCCCGAUGGAACCGACUGCCAGUACCACACGACGGAGAAGACACUCUUGGACAGCGGGGGCCUUCUUCGCUUCGUGAAGGCGCCGGUCUUGGUUUUAAGCGCCUCGGUGCCGUGGGUUGGGAACGCCUUGUAUGCGGUGGAAGUGCUCGGCCGCAAUCCGCUGAGCCCCGGCCCGGCCGGGACCUGGACCUUCCAAGUCUUCGACGCAGAAAAGCAAUCCUUGUUUCUCGCUGCAUCGGCGGUUGGCUGUCCGGUGCGCCGUGCUCUUUCGGCAGGGUUGCUGGCUGCACCGGAGCCCUACAGCGAGCAGGCGAUGGCUUGGGAAAUCACUGGACGGCCAGGGCAAAGGGAUCACGUGGUGCUCUCUCUGUCAGUGACAGAGCGACCAGCCGUGGAAAAGGCUUUUCUCCCGCUUCGCCUCCGAGCUCCCAAGAACUGGAGCUUUGCGUCUCCAACUGCGGGGGGUUCCUUCGACGACGACUGCUCGGCUUAUCCGGCUUACCCCGAUCCCUCCUCCAGAACUUUGUGGCCGGGACAACUUGGAGCGUGCCGUGCACGCGGCCGUGAAGCGGUGAUUGAUGUGCCAGCCGGCCUGGAGCCGCUGAACGUCUACUCUUUGCGGGUGGCUGUGAUCAAUCCAAGCUACGACGAGCUCUCCAACUCAGAGGAAGCUUUUCUUUGGUUUCUGGAGCUCGGGGAAGAAGCGAGUCCCCCGCUUCUAGGUCCCCAACUCCGACUGCUUCGAAACAUCCGCGUGGAGCCCACGAGCACCGCGGCCCAGGGCCGCAAAGCACCCCUUCUGCUCAGCUUGGUGCCUUCCACAUCCGUUCCUUCACAUGGACGCCUCCGCAUCACAGCACCGCAAGGCAUCGCUUUCGAGCCAGGCAGCUGUCUUUUGGUGGAGUCCGCUGGUGCCUGUGAGCAAUGCUCCGCCGUGGUGGAAGCUUUGGACGAUCUUGCGGCCGCUGCGACGAAGGCUGGCGGAUGGUGUGCUUCAACCUCUGAAUGUUCAGACGAGGCCAGCGAUUGUCCAGAGGCUUACUUCUCGUUUGCUGUGGCACUGUCUACGGCGCAGCAGUCUGAAAGCAUCAGUGUUGCAGCAUCGUGCAGCUUUCGAUUGCUUCCCGAAGACGUCCAUUGCGAGACGGAGGAUGCAUCCCAAACCGGCCAGUCGCUGGUCCUGCAGCUUUCGCGAAUGCAGUUCGUUUUUGGCCGGCGGUACGAGGUUUCUGUGGACAUUCGACACCCUUCCGUGGAUGUCGCCGAAAAUCUCAGCGACCCAUGGGAAGCUUGGCAGCUGCAGACGGAAACGCUAGUGGAUGGCCUGUGGCAGCCCGUGGACGUGGGCGAGGCACCAAGCUAUGCUUUGUCUCCGGCGUUGGGCUUGAAUGUUGAGCUACAGCUGGAGCCGCCCAAACGUUUGCGCAACGGGUCCUUUUGCCAGCCGCCGAUCUCUGGUGGGAGCAGAGGCGUGGUCCAUGUGCUUCUGGACUUGGCCCUUCCACUGCUCCAGGGAGACGAGCUCUACAUCUGGCUGCCACACGACCAGCUCAUCUCUUCUUGCCAACUCUCGGACCUUUCAGCACCAGAACCACCAGAACGAGAAGGAUCACCCCAGGCUUCGCUCUGUGGCGAUCCGGCAGAGCUCGAGAUUGACUGGGAGGCCACGGGUGGCACGGUGCCUCCGGUGCUGGAAGUGGAUCCAAACGCAACCAGCACAGCGUCCACCACGAGUACAGUUACCAGAACGAGCACCACAAGCACGACCACCAGCACCAUAACAUCAACAACGUAUUCGGGAUCAAGUGCAGACUGCGACAGCUCUGAUGGCGGCCUGUGUUUGAACUGCCGCUGUGAUACUCACUGCGAGCUGCUAUUGACGGGCACACAGGGGUUGGGCCAAAUUCAGAUCCGCCUGGAGAUCCUUCAGGGGCAAAGCGUGCAACAUGGCCGGAGCUAUUGGCGCGCGGCGCACCAGCGCUCCGGCAGCACGCUGGCAUCGGAGGUGGCCCCGACGUGGGCAGUGCGGCCGAUGCUCAAUGCAGCGGUACGCCUCACUGCAGGACAGCGGCCACCGGAGCUCGCAUCUGGAAGCAUGAAGGCGUGGCCAUCACAAUCUGCCGGCAGCGACUCCGUGCUGACCAUGGAGCUGAAUCCACGGUUAUCGGCAUCGCACCUGCGCCUGGUGGCUGUCUCCCCGCCGGACUUCGACUUCUUCGGCACGGAAAGCAGCCCAGGCAUCGUGCUGGAAGCCCUUGGCCCACGGCUUCUGCUGGCACUCCCUCUGCAGCCCUGGAGCCGCCGAGAGAUCUGGUUGGGUCCCGUUCGCUUGGGACGCGGAGGCGGCCCCACAACCUUCCACCUGGCAACGAUGUUUGGCGAAGGUGCUUUCGACAUCGUGGAGGAAGUGUUGGGACUUCGUGGCUUUCGGUUGCCGGGAAGCAUAGAGUGCCAUGAAGCGAGACUCUGGCGUCAGCUUCUCCCCUCUGAAAAUGCACUCAUCGCUUCUUUACCUGCCAGAUUGGGAGAGGCCGCCUGGCUGUCGCUUACCUUCUCCCUGGGGCAGCCAGCCAAAGCAAUGGCACGUCUGACGCUGUCCUCUCCGAGAACCUGGGAGCUCCAGGCGACUGGCGCAAGCUUGGCCGAGGUCGCUGCAGAAGAGGUCCUACGCACGGUUCCUUUGGCCAACGCGACAUCCUUCACCAUUAGCAGCCUCAGCGUGACGCUCGUUGAAGAGCUCCUUGCCAGGCCUCGAACCUACUCGCUUACGGUUUGGGCGCUUUCCUUCAGCUAUGAGGAACCGCCAGGCAGCCCCUGGCUUCUUGACGUCUUUGAUGGCGCAACGCUGCCCGUGGCCACGAGUGAUCUCGGCUUCAGCCUGCCCCUGCGAGGAGCUUGGCCUUUGCCUGCGUUGUCGCUGCAGCUCUCCAUGGGAAGCCCUCCGCCGGGUGGCCGCACCUUCGCGCGGCUGCUUCUGAAGCCCUGGCUUCUCAGUGCAUGGCUCAUGGUGCUGCCGCCCCCGGGCUGGGUUCUGCUGCGCGAUGCUUCGCCUAGCCCGGGCCCUCAGGGCCGACGAUCCAUCGCCUCCCUGGGCUUCCACGACCUGUCAGCUGGCUGGGAGGUCGACCUCCAAGUGGCUGCCUCACUGGACACCACCACGGACACAGCGUGGUUUGUGUUGGCAACGGAAGAUGGAGAGGUCGGUGAGGACCUGAGUACGCAAUCCUGGGGCUACGUGGACGGGGCCAAUGUGGCUCCUAUGUGGGGCAGCGUGAAGCAUGCCAACCUGGCAGGGCUCAACCUGACUGGGCUGGUUUUCACCAUGCGCCUGGACCAGGAGUCACAAGUCGGGAUCAUUCGUGUGACCCCACCAGAAGGCUAUGGCCAGCCGAGCUGCGAAGAUGCAGCCGACGUGCGGGGAGCGCCGCGCUGGCCGAUGUCUCUAAGACGCUUUGGGCCCUAUUGCCAAGAAGCGGCGAACGAGUCCCACACGGAGGUCCUCCUCACCCAGCCGCUUCCCGUUGGAUCUUGGGCUUUUGCUCUGGCCAUCACCCUUCCAGAUGCAGCGGAAGACCCCCGAUUCCGCGUGGAGGUCUUCACAGCCGAAAGGAGUUUGGUGGAUGCUGCGACUUCCCUGGCUGCACCGGACUUACUCAGUGCCGGGCUCUGGCCGCUGACCGCCCCAACUCUGAUCUUGCGGAGCCGAAACGUUGCCUCGACGCGGCUGGUGCUAGAGAUCUCCUUCCGCUUCGAUCAGAUGAUGCCCGUUGCGACCGGGAGCAUCCAGGCCCUGCGCUUGCUGCCUCCCAGUGGAGUGCAGUAUGACGAGGAGUUUUCGCUGACAGUCGAGGGCUUGCCACUCGCACGAGGCAGCCCGACUGUGACAUCCUCACAGGCCUUUGUAACCCUCCUGGCUGCUUCAACUGUCACACCCGGUGACGUGAGCAUUCGUUGUGGAGUCAAGCUGGCUGGGGAGCCAACAGAGAACGUGUGGAUGUUUGACAUCUGCCGCCAACUUACUUGCUCGAGCGCAGAGGCUCUCCGCUUUCCUCUUCUCGGCCCCAGCGAGAAUGAGGAGCCCAUCCCCGAUGUGGAAGUCGGCUGCUGCCAUCAGCGGGUUCUGGCCCGGCUGGCUGCGGCGUUCACUCUCACACUUAGUCUCAGUGGCACUGGGUUCGUGAGCUGA
This is a messenger RNA of Symbiodinium sp. CCMP2592, 7011 nucleotides long. The record is from the annotation of a GenBank genome assembly. Lineage: Eukaryota; Dinophyceae; Suessiales; Symbiodiniaceae.